AUGCGUAUAAAAUUGAAAGCAGAUUGGACGCUUGAUUUAAACCAGUCCGAUGCAAGCGUUUCAAAGACGAAGGUCAUAGAUCAGAAAAUGUCAUUUUUGAGAUAUGUUCCUGGUGCUAAACCAGGAAAGAAACGUCCUGUACCCAAAGAUAAUGCCAACACAGAUGUCGACAUAAAAAAACGGUACGAGGAAAAAAGGACGCGAGUUUUCCAAGCGAGUUGGAAACAGCAAUACAACUGGCUUGAGUAUGAUUUAGAGAACAAUGUUAUGUUUUGUGUAUCUUGUCGAGAGGCCGGUGUCGCCGAAACAGAGUGUGCUUUUGUUUCGGGGACUAGCUGUUUUCGUAAAGGCCUGGUUGAUGCACACAAAGACAGUGCAAUUCAUUUGAAAUCGACAGAAACAAAAAAAGCAAAGACCUUGCCAAUUGCACAGAGCCAGGGAGCUAAGUGCCUUCAAAAACUGAAAAAGGCAGAUAAUGACAGGUUGCUUAUUUUGAUGAGAAAUGCACAUGCUGUAGCUAAGCAUAACAUGAGCUUAAAAUCAUAUGUCUUGUUAUGUAAAUUAGAUAAAGCCAAAGGUCUUGCAGUCGGUGAAACCUAUUUAAAUGACAAAGCAGCAGCAACAUUCACAGAGUCCAUUGCUCGCACAACAAGAGCUGGGUUAAUCCAGAAAAUUAAAGACUGUGACUUCUGUAGCAUAACAUGUGAUGGAGCCACAGACUUUACUGGGGAUGAUCUUGAAAGCCUCUACAUCCGCACAUCUUCUAGGGGGAAAAUUGAGGACAGCUUCUUAUCUAUUGGCUGCUCUGAAUCUGCCUGUAGUCAAGAUAUUUUUACCUUCAUAAAAAAUGUCUUCAAGCGGCUUGGUAUUGAGGAUGCAAUAAUGCCAAAGCUUGUUGGCUUUUGUGCAGACGGUGCAUCAAAUAUGCAAGGGGUAAAAUCUGGUCUUGCUGCACUAUUGAAAAAGGAGUGGCCUCAUCUGUUGUCAACCCACUGUCUCGCCCAUCGCCUUGAGCUAUCUUUCAAAGAUACCGUGAAGCAGUCCUGUCCAAAGAUAUAUGAAAAGGUUACCACACUACUGCUAGGCUUGUACUACCUGUACAGGAAAAGUCCGAAAGAGAAAAAGGGGUUGCUACGGGCAUUUGAAAGUGUGCAAAUUAAACCGAUAUUACCAACAAGGAUUGGCGGCACAAGGUGGCUUCCCCAUUAUGAACGUGCAAUUAGAGUCAUAUCGAAAGGGUACAAGGCCUUCCGAUUUCAUCUCGAGAACUCCUCCCACAAGAAUCCAAAGGCAGAGGGCUUGGUGAAACUUCUUAGGGACGGCCAUGUUAUUGUUUUCAUUUUGACACUGAAGCGUGUCAUAGAGCCAGUGAUGAAGCUGUCUCUUUACCUACAGACCGAUGGCAUUUCCUUGGCUGACGCAUAUGGUAGGGUAGACGGGACAAAGACAUCUCUUAGUCACAUGCGAUCUGGUCAUAUCCUAUCGAAUUGCAGGCUAAGGGAUAGUGAUGGUCUGUCAUCAUCAUCACAAGUUGUUGUAGAAAAGAAGUUUCAGGGCGAGAAAGUUACACUGAAGGGUAAUACACCCGAUAUUUAUAAUUGCCAUGAACGACUGGUUGAUGCAGUUAUAACAGCCGUCGGCAAAAGGUUCCAAACCUCGGAACUUAUUUCUGCCACCAAGAUUGGUAGUUUCAGGAAUUGGCCUCGUCCAGGAUCCCUAACUGUCGAAGUGUUUGGUGAUGCAGAAGUGAAGACACUGUGGACAAACUUUGAGCCUGUGUUCAACUGUAAUGAUGUUUCACUGGAAGAGGUUGUUGAUGAGUGGAGCACUUUGAAAUCCCUGGUAUAUGAAAAUUUCAGAUACCAUCAGGAGAUCUUGGACAAUGUCUUAAACUGGGAGAUAGUCAUAGGCAGCUGCUCUGAUGUGUGCACAGAGAACAUAAUGAAGCUGUUUACACUGCUCUGUGCACUGCCACCUAUAUCAGUCAAAAACGAAACAACAUUCAGCCAAAUGAAACUGCUUAAAACAAAGAGAAAGGGUCAUUUAAAGGCUGACAGGCUAAAUGACUUGCUCACUAUUAAGCUUGAGAGUGAAGAUAUUGAAAAAUUUGACCCUGAACCAGCCAUUCUUGAUUGGAUGACUAGUACAGCAUCUGGUCAGGGUAGGCGACUGAAUGCCACAAAGAGGGUUCAAUCGACAACUUCCAAGACAGUUUUCAUUUCUGAUACAGAUGAGGAGCCGGAGGACCUAGUAGGGAUAGAUGAUGAUGAUGAUAUUGCACAGCAGGAAACGAGUGUCAUGAAAGACUUCUUUGGUGAAAAAGACGAAAAAGACGACGAUGAUGAUGAUGAUGAUGAUGUCGAGAUGACACAAGAUACUGUUUUCUCUCUUCUUUUGUCAUUUAGAGAAUGA
Molecule: messenger RNA, 2412 nt
Organism: Mya arenaria
Lineage: Eukaryota; Metazoa; Mollusca; Bivalvia; Myida; Myidae
Product: zinc finger protein 862-like
Exons: 9
Coding region: 1-2412 (803 amino acids)
Source: RefSeq, a predicted model, not a curated record